CUGUGUGGACUGCGCCUUGGCAACUCAGUGUGCAGGGGGGGACAGGUGGGUGGUGGCGUGAAUCAGAGUGAAGCUCUGGAUGUCACGGGGCAAGAGAUAGGUGUGUGUACUUAGGAGGGGUGGUGAGCCUGGAUGGGGGGAUAGUUCAUCGGGCAGGUGUGUAAGGCAUAGUUUGAAAUAAGCAUACAACAAGUAUGUGGGGGGUUUCGCUUGAAAGAAAACCCCAGAAUUGAAUGUCCAGACUCCUGAGUUCUCUUCAUAACCUUGGGCCAACCUCUUUUAUUCUCUGGGCCUUACUUUUCCCGUCUGAGAAAUGGAUCUGAGGGUCAUUGAACUCGCUCUUCUCUGCCUGAGUCUCUCUCAAGUCAGGGGAUGGUUGAAGGUGAGCCUGUUUUUCAACCGGUAUUUGUCUUCCCUGUGCCCCCAGGAAGCCCAUCAGAGUGUUCCCCCGGCCAUGGACAGCCCUAGUCUUCAGGAGCUUCAACAGCCUCUCUUGGCAGGCACAGCCUGUGACCCCCCUGCCCAGAAGCCUGGCCAACCUGAGCUGGGGGCCCCCUUAAGAGAGACAGCCUUUGCAGAGUCUCUGAGGGGUUGGCAGUCCCCACCACCACCUUUUUCCUCUGUGAGUGCUGGCCUGGGGGAGCCAGAGCCUCUGGACCUUGAGGAUACGACAUCCAGUGACAGUGACUCUGACUGGGAUGGGGGUGGCCAUGUCUCCCCGCUUCUACCCCAUGACCACCUUGGCCUGGCGGUCUUCUCCAUGCUGUGUUGCUUCUGGCCUGUGGGCAUCGCUGCCUUCUGUUUGGCCCAGAAGACCAACAAGGCUUGGGCCAAGGGGGAUAUCCAGGUGGCAGGAGCCGCCUCCCGCCGCGCCUUCCUGCUGGGGGUCCUUGCCGUUGGCCUGGGCCUGUGCACAUAUGCAGCUGCCCUGGUGACCCUGGCCACCUACCUUGCCUCCCGAGACCCGCCCUAAUUGCCUCUUCGGCCCCCACUGUGA
Fukomys damarensis (Damara mole-rat) is the source of this 997-nucleotide messenger RNA. It is a transcript of the gene Tmem91, whose product is annotated as transmembrane protein 91. The coding region runs from base 314 to 973 and encodes 219 amino acids. The transcript is spliced from 3 exons. The record is from RefSeq and is a predicted model, not a curated record. Gene Ontology annotation, cellular component: intracellular membrane-bounded organelle; membrane. NCBI's taxonomy places the organism in Eukaryota, Metazoa, Chordata, Mammalia, Rodentia, Bathyergidae.